AGAUCCUUCUGAUCAAUUAUACAAUGAACACUGCGAUCAAUGACGAUCGCCCAAGUUCGGCUUCAAAAUAUGUACUCAACACUUUGGGGGAAAGUGGUCUUUCCGACAUUCCUCGCAGUGCUCCGAAGAAAGCUGAACCAUCGACAUCUCGCCUAACAGAAGCUUACACGAAGUAUGAUGUAAAAGAGAAGCUGCCUCCGGUCUGCAGAAGUGGAAAGCCCUUAGCCCCCACUUGCGCCAGCAGUUAUUUUAUUCAGCUCAGUAAGACCUGGGAUCGGGGCACCAGGACCGUCCGAGAAAAGAUACUUCGGGACUUUGUAGAUCAUAACAGGAAUAAGACCGGUCCGCAGCUGGAGCGCGAAUUCAGCAAUGGUGCCAGCUUGUUUCUGACUCGGCUGACGGCGUGGCUCCGAUUGACUUACUUGCUCGGCCAAAAUUUAGCCCUCCAGCUACAAGCCAUUAACAUUUUUGUCUCCGCUUCGAGUGGUCAUCGUUUUUUGGCCGAGUUCUUGGAGGUCGGUGGAGUUUUGACAGUCCUUGAAAUUCUUGGUCUCUCGCAAGUAAAAGAGCCUGAUAAGACAGAGGCCUUAAGACUCUUAUUGAGCGUCGCACAGUCAGGACGGAGGUACAAGGAAUUCAUUUGCGAGUCCUAUGGUGUACGGGCGAUUGCCGAUUGCCUCGGUCGAUCCCGCUCAGAAGUCACUCAAGACUACGCAAGAAAUUUGCUAUAUCAGCUCGGGAUUGGAAACCCAAAAUUCCUCAUGCAAGUUUACAAAUCACUAUUAUCACUCCUUACAUCCCAAGGGCCCUCUCCUACGUCACAGCAAAUGGCGGGACAGGCUUUGCGGAUGUUGCUGCCUUCCAUUCAAGCCGUACACCCUUCUAUUGUUGAGGCCACGAUAGCGUUACUGAAGAACCCUCAUAUUCAGAUUCAAUAUGAAGGAUACGAGAUCCUACGGGAACUUAUCAAGCGUCCCCCCCUUCAAGAUGUCAUCUUAUCCCAACUUAUUACAAUACUAAAAACUUGCAUAGAGGAUGUGCAAGAAGAAACCCCCGAAGACCGAAGACGUCGCCCAAAACCCAUGAGUGAAGGAAAAACCCUCAACGCCGGACACUGGGGAGGUUUUGUACCCAAGUCCGAUGAAAUGAAGUCCCAAAACGAAGCCAUUGCAUCUAGUUAUGUGCAACAGGCAUACGCUGCAAAACUACUAGGAGUCAUAGCUGCGACCAAUCGCGACCUGGCAGAAAGAAUGAUUGAAUCACAAGUAGUUAGUGGCCUGUUGAAUGUCAUUGCGAACGUGGGACAUGCCGAUAGCCAGCACUACGCCGCAAAUGCGCUCAUUUUCCUGGUAGAAACUUUUGAGUACGUUGCCGUUGCGCUUCAGGAACAUAUGGGUAAAAACUUUUUCGAACUUCUGGAGGAAAGGCCGGACACAUUCUACAAAGAGCUCAAUAGGGAGCAAGUUCGCUACCUGCGACGAAAUAAUGUUCAAAUACACGGAACAGGAAGUACCCAUUCACUGUCAGAAUGGGAGGAAACAAUGAGUUCGGAUGAAGAAGACGGAGAAGAGAGCGAUAAAGGACGACCGAAAAGCGCACGAUCGAUGCUGAGCGCAAAAUCCCGCUCUACCACAAUCGGAACUCCUUUCGACAUGUUCCCUGCGACAAGGGAAGGAGAAGGCGAUCGAACUGAAUCUAAGCAAGAGGAACCGUCACUUCCGGCGGAACCAGAAACAAAGUCAGCGGCGUUACCCAAUCCCGAACAUGAUUACUCCCAGGUGUCAGCUGCGGUGCCGGCCGUGCAAGAGAUCUAUGUGCCAUUCGCACAACCGACAGUGAAUGCAACCUUUUCGGCCAGCAAGUUCGGCUUAACAUCUCAUAAGGAGGUUAAGGAGACUUUUGAAGCUGAUCUUCAACGGUUCAGAAACAAUGAGUCCGCCCAGCGCAGAGAGGGAAAGAAAGAGGAAUUUCAGCUCAAUCCAGCUAGCGAACAGUGGUUGAACAAGAAGAAAACCGCCGAUUUCCAUGAUAUCAAACUCGCGGUUGAGAGUAGAACCUCCACCACCAAGCUGUCAGAAUGGCGUGAUGCUCCGAAGUUUUCUACCAGCUCCUCCGCGACGGGGUUGCAACCGAAUGAUAUACCUCGAGAAAAAGACCACAACUGGCAUGUAUCAUCAUAAUCUUUGGGAACGGUAUAUUUCCAAAUAUAUCGUUGGUGGAUGCGUUUAUAUCAAUACAAUGAAUCACAACGUGCAGGUUCAUCAUUAGUAAUCUGUGCACUUGUGACUCGUCUCAAG
Spizellomyces punctatus DAOM BR117 is the source of this 2297-nucleotide messenger RNA. RefSeq lists its product as uncharacterized. The coding region runs from base 24 to 2180 and encodes 718 amino acids. NCBI's taxonomy places the organism in Eukaryota, Fungi, Chytridiomycota, Chytridiomycetes, Spizellomycetales, Spizellomycetaceae. The record is from RefSeq and is a predicted model, not a curated record. The transcript has 19 exons.